GGUAUCAAAGCUAAGUGUUGAACAUCCCCAAGGGCCACUCACCAUCACUCCCUUCCCUCUUCCCAAAAAACCCCCACAGCCAAACUAAACGACUUUCCUUACCUUUUCCCACUUCAACCAUGUCAAAUGAAUCCCGAACUAUGUCCCAUGAAGAGCUCAUUGCCUCAAAUACAGCCUUGAAAGCACAAGUAGAGUACUUGGCUAAAGAGGUAGCCAAGCUUACGAAGAUAAAACUCAACGAGCUCCAAGGAAGUGACCGUGAAGAAGACGUUAGCUCUAGUGGAACCAUGAAGCCUAAAGCCACUGAAGGUUCUGACUUCAAAGUUGACAUUCCAACUUUUGAAGGGAAGAACGACCCGGAGGAGUUCCUCGAGUGGAUAGAAACAGUGGAACACGUCUUUGACUUCAAAGAUGUUUCCGAUGAAAAGAAGGUCAAGAUAGUGGCCUUAAAGUUCCGGAAGACUACUAGCAUCAGAUUGGGUUAUGCUGUCCACAUUGGUCGAUCUGCUGCUUUGUGGGCUGUUCAAAAAUGGGCUGAGUGGGCUGCCAAGUUCAGCAGGCUCAUCUUCAAGAUUUUGGGCUGCUGAAACAUCUUCAACUGAAUUCAUGUGGUGGUCAAUGGCCGGUACUCCAUCGACUAGUUUGCUGGUCCCUAGUCGUUUUAUUGUAUCAAAAUUCACAUGACCAAGACGGGCAUGCCACAACCAUGCUGGAUCAUCUAUCUUGGCCAGUAAACAGAUUGGUGUCCCAAUCCUUAGAUUGAUUUUAUAUAAACGAUUAGGGGAUCUUGGAACCUUCAUUAACAGCGAACCAUCCGGCUCAAAUAUAGAUAAGAAUCCAUGUUUGAUCAAUAUUGUACAACCCCCUUCUUCAGCUUGUCCGAUACUAAAGAUAUUACUCUUUA
Molecule: messenger RNA, 904 nt
Organism: Cuscuta campestris
Lineage: Eukaryota; Viridiplantae; Streptophyta; Magnoliopsida; Solanales; Convolvulaceae
Source: the annotation of a GenBank genome assembly